AACUGGCAAAAAAUUACAAAAGGGAAAAGAAAAAGGCAUGUAUGCAUAAGACAGACUGCACACUGCAGAGGGGUUAUAGUUCUUCUUCUAAAACUCUACCGCUCCAUCUUCUUCUUCCCAAUACACCCUCUCUCUCUCUUUCCAUGUCUUCUACUUCUUCUGAGGAGACUUCUUCGGAAUUAGGAAACAAAGUAACAGAGCAUUCAGAAAUGGAAUUUGACAUUGAAAACCCACUAACCAGUCACCAUGGUAUUCACUCCGACACUUUCCCUUCUCUAUUCCUCAUCGAAUCUGAUCACAUGCCUUCCCUUUCCUACUCUAAGUCCGUCAAAACACCCGCCGGCAUCGGCUUUUCUUUCCGCCAGGAUGCUGUUUCUUCCAUUUUACAGGUCUGUUGCUGCUUCGACCCAUUUUUGUCCUAUCUCGCAGUUAAUUACCUCGACCGGUUCUUGUCAACCCAAGGAAUGCCGCUACAAAAGCCUUGGGUGGUUCGCCUUCUCAGAGUGUCUUGCGUCUCCCUGGCAGUGAAAAUGAUGAACAGAACCACAGAGUUCUCUCUCAAUGAUAUUCAGGGGAAUGCCAGUCAUGGAGGACUUAUGUUUGACACAGAGACGAUUCAGCGGAUGGAAGCUCUGAUACUGGGAGCUCUGAAAUGGAGGAUGCGCUCCGUCACUCCUUUCGCCUUCCUCUCUUUCUUCAUCCAUUACUUCAAACUCAAAGACCCACCAUUGAAACAAGCACUCAGAACCCGUGCUACUCAAACCAUCCUCAGAGCUCAGAAUGAGGGCAAGAUGGUGGGAUUCAAACCGUCGUUAAUUGCAGCAUCGGCGCUUCUUUCGGCGUGCCAUGAGCUCUUCCCGUUGCAGUUUUCGUGCUACAGAGAUGCGAUCCUCAGCUGUUCAUAUGUAAAUAAGGAAAUGAUGGAAGAGAGCUACAGGGAGAUGCAAGAGGUGGCAAUGGAAGAGUACGAGUCAGUGAUGGACAGAGUGUCCAGCUCCGAUACGCCGGUCAACCUGCAGAUUGACCGGCAGCUCUUCUUCUGCUCAUCGGCGUCGUCAGAAGGAGAAGAAGAAGAAGAAGCGAAGCAGAAGAAUAUGAAGGACGGGACCAUUGAUGAUAUCUCUACUGCAGCUGCAGCAGCAUCAUCCACCACUAGCACUAGUAUCAGCAGCUGCUGCAGCGAUGGCGGUACUAUUGGCCAAGUUGUGGCAGUGGACAAUAUUAUGAUGACGGAGGCCAUCAACCGCAACAACUCCAAAAGGAGGAAGAUUACUACCACUGCAACCACCACUAAUUACUGUAAUAAUCAUGAUGAUGAACAUAAUAAUGACGCCACUGCUGCUGCUACUCCUGAAAUCUCCCAACGGCUUUCUGAUCCCGAUAUUGCUCCACAUCAUCAGUAUCACUACAACUGCUGAUGAUCAGUACUACUCUACGCUGCUUAAGCUUUUAAAUUAAAUAAAUAGGAAAUUUAUUA
This is a messenger RNA of Linum trigynum, 1477 nucleotides long. Lineage: Eukaryota; Viridiplantae; Streptophyta; Magnoliopsida; Malpighiales; Linaceae. The record is from the annotation of a GenBank genome assembly.